Quercus robur (English oak) is the source of this 2266-nucleotide messenger RNA. RefSeq names its product mitogen-activated protein kinase 9. The transcript is spliced from 11 exons. Gene Ontology annotation, molecular function: MAP kinase activity; ATP binding. The record is from RefSeq and is a predicted model, not a curated record. Gene Ontology annotation, cellular component: nucleus; cytoplasm. Gene Ontology annotation, biological process: protein phosphorylation; intracellular signal transduction. Bases 166 to 1851 code for a protein of 561 amino acids. Lineage: Eukaryota; Viridiplantae; Streptophyta; Magnoliopsida; Fagales; Fagaceae.
CAUCGAUCGAUAAGCUCUUUACUGCAAAACAUAGUGAGACAGAGACAGAGACAGAGAUAAACAGGCGGCUAAAGCUAACGACUAACGAAAAGCUAAAGCUAUUGCUGGUUGGGAAAAGAUAGGAUACGGCGCGUCACAGACUUUUUUUUUUUUUAAUCUACAAUCAUGUCCGGCUUGGUUCGCUGGUUCCAACGCCUCUCUUCUGUUUCUUCUUCAUCCACAUCCUCCUCUGCCGUUGAUGAUCACGAUCAUGAUGAUUAUCACUCCCAAAACGACGCCGUACAAACACAAAUAUCAUCCGAGAAUGAAAGUCAAAAGGAGCUGACGAUCACUGUGGACUUAGAUAUCUCAGGUUUGAAGCCGAUCAAGGUCCCCGAUCGGACCGCUCACAAGCUCGCCCCCACCGAUCCUAACAAGAGCAUGCUUGACAAAGAAUUUUUCACAGAAUAUGGUGAGGCAAGUCAAUAUGAAAUUCAAGAAGUAGUUGGCAAAGGAAGCUAUGGUGUCGUUGCCUCUGCAAUUGAUACUCACACUGGAGAGAGAGUAGCUAUAAAGAAAAUCAAUGAUGUCUUUGAGCAUGUUUCUGAUGCAACACGUAUUCUGAGAGAAGUCAAGCUUCUUAGGCUGCUUCGACACCCGGAUAUUGUAGAAAUAAAACAUAUAAUGCUUCCUCCAUCUAGAAGAGAAUUUCAAGAUAUUUAUGUCGUGUUUGAGUUGAUGGAAUCUGACCUUCACCAAGUAAUUAAGGCAAAUGAUGAUCUUACACCUGCACAUUUUCAAUUCUUCUUAUACCAGCUUCUUCGAGCUUUAAAGUAUAUUCAUACAGCUAAUGUUUUCCAUCGAGAUUUAAAGCCAAAAAAUAUACUUGCUAAUGCGGAUUGCAAGCUGAAGAUAUGUGACUUUGGGCUUGCUCGGGCAGCUUUUGAUGAUGCCCCAUCCACAAUUUUCUGGACCGAUUAUGUGGCAACGCGAUGGUACCGCGCUCCUGAACUCUGUGGUUCAUUUUUCUCUAAGUACACCCCUGCUAUUGAUAUUUGGAGCAUAGGAUGUAUAUUUGCAGAAAUGCUAACAGGAAAACCAUUGUUUCCUGGGAAAAAUGUGGUACAUCAAUUGGAUAUCAUAACUGAUUUGCUUGGCACCCCUCCUCCUGAAUCCAUUACAAAGAUUCGGAAUGAUAAGGCUAGGAGAUAUUUAAGUUGCAUGAGGGAAAAGCAACCAACUCCUUUCUCACAAAAAUUCCCCAAUGCAGAUCCCAUGGCUCUUCAUUUAUUAAAGCAGUUGCUUGCAUUUGAUCCUAAAGAUCGCCCAUCUGCUGAAGAGGCAUUAGCUGAUCCAUAUUUUGACGGAUUAGCGAAUGUGGACCAUGAACCAUCUAGACAACCCAUUUCAAAACUUGAGUUUGACUUUGAAAGGAGGAAAUUGUCAAAAGAUGAUGUAAGAGAGCUAAUUUAUAGAGAGAUUCUAGAGUAUCAUCCGCAAAUGCUUAAGGAGUAUCUGCAAGGUGCAGAUCAGAGUAGCUUCAUGUAUCCUAGUGGAAUUGAUCGAUUCAAGAGACUAUUUGCUAAUCUUGAGGAGCAGUUUGUUAAAGGUGGAAGAAGUACUGCACUCGAAAGGAAACAUGCAUCCUUGCCCAGGGAAAGGGUCUCUGUACCCAAUCAAAAUGGGGAUAAUAAGAAGUGUAAUGCAGCUUCAGCUUCCCGUGCAACCCUUCAGAGCCCUCCAAUGUCAGAAGGAAUUGAGAAAGCAGAAAGCACUAACCAAAAUGCAUCAGCAUUGCAGCAUGACCCUAGCAAACCAAGUAAUAGUCCCCACAGCCUAUUGAAGAGUGCUAGCAUUAGUGCUUCUAAGUGAGUGGAUGUUAAAGGAAAGAAUUGUGAGGAAGAAACAAUCGUGGAGCAUGAUGAAGAGGUGGUUGAUUGGUUGUCAUAGGCAGUUGGAACACCAUAUUAGAAUUUUACCUCUGAGCUGCGCAUGGGAUAGCUUUGUUUUACAUGCUAAGCCCAUAACAUCCCCCCUUAAUUGUGGGUGGUUGCAGUUUCUAUAACUCAUUGUGGGUUUUCUUUUGGCUAGGAUUUUAGUUUUAGUGUUGUCUUAACAAAAACUUCCAUACUGUUGAAUUAGCUUUUAGCUGUUAAAUGAUAUGAAAGCAUUAUAUGGACCAGGGAAAUAUUGAAUUAUAUGAAAACAUCCUGGAAUUCUUCCUGAACUCUGUAGCUCACAAAUAAUCUGCUUGUAAAUUACACAAAGAGACAGAGUUGCAUGGUUA